GGCAGCGGAGCCGCUUCCCAGGUAAGGGACACCUCACUCCCCAUCCCCGGCAGUCCUGCUCACUUUAUUGCUGUGCGACAACAAAAGGGGACCCUGGGAGCGGGGAGUAGCAGUGUCAGAAACUUCUUCAUUGUUUGUGAAAUCCCAGUCCAUGAAGAGCCUGAACUCAGACACAAAGGCAGGCGCUAAUUAACCACUGGAACGCUUCUGCCCCGGCACGGAAAGCAAGAGCUGUGCCAGAGAAACAGCAGCCAUCCCUCUGGUCCUCCAAGGGCUGUGAACAGCCAGCCAGGCACAAAAUUCCCCCUUCUGCUUCCUUGUUCCUGCCAGCCCCAGAAGAACUCUCACUGUAGACAGCUGAACGGGAGCCGCUCAACUCCCCCAGCAAAGAAAAGCCAAAGCUCACCGGAAUGCUCUCGGAAAGAAGAGUUCCUUGAUUUAUUUAGAAAGUCAUUAUUCUCUUGUUUUCUUAGUUCAUGGAGCCUUAUGUCUUCCAAACAUUUUUUUCUCCCAUCAUCACUUCAAAAUCUAACUUCUCCAACAGGGGGGAGAGGUAAGUCAGGUGGUCCAUGAAGCCUCACAAUUCACCUUUGAAAAUAAGCUGCAUCUAAAUGAGGUAACAGCUGCUUCUCACAGGAGGGGGAAAAUAUCCCAACCAAACAAAAAACCUCUCACUUCUGGGCUAAUGAGGCUUUCAGUGGGAUCUGAGGGUGGUCUGUGGUCAAUAGGCAUGGGAAACAUCUCCUUUUGGGAUGAUCUGAACAGCUCCUGCAGCAAUGCAGGCAACAGCUGCUACCUGGAAAACAGCAUGAGGUUCAACUUCACCCUCCAAGAGCAGGCAGCUGAUUUCUACGUUGUCCUGCCCGUGAUCUACUCUGUGAUCUGUGCUGUGGGGCUCACAGGCAACACUGCUGUCAUCUAUGUGAUCCUCAAGGCCCCCAAGAUGAAGACUGUGACCAACAUGUUCAUCCUGAACCUUGCUAUCGCUGAUGACUUGUUCACCCUUGUCUUGCCCAUCAACAUUGCAGAGCACCUCCUCCGCUACUGGCCCUUCGGAGAAAUCCUCUGCAAGGUCAUCUUGUCCAUAGACCACUACAAUAUCUUCUCCAGCAUUUAUUUCCUGACAGUGAUGAGCAUAGACAGGUACCUGGUGGUGCUGGCUACGGUCAGGUCCAAGAGGAUGCCGCACCGAACGUACCGAGCAGCCAGGAUUGUCAGCCUGUGCAUCUGGAUCCUGGUCACCAUCAUAGUCCUCCCUUUCAUCAUCUUUGCCAACGUCUACACCGAUGACCUGGAGAUCAAGAGCUGUGGUCUCAAUUUUCCCAAGCCUGAGAGGUUUUGGUUCAAAGCCAGCAGGAUCUACACCCUCAUCCUUGGCUUUGCCAUUCCGGUAUCCACCAUCUGCAUCCUCUACACCAUGAUGCUCUACAAGCUGAGGAACAUGCACUUGAACUCCAAUGCCAGAGCCCUGGACAAAGCCAAGAAGAAAGUCACCAUCAUGGUCUUCAUAGUCCUGGCUGUGUUCCUCUUCUGCUGGACCCCCUUCCACCUGGCCACCAUCGUGGCUUUGACCACUGACUUACCCCAGACCUCCAUGGUCAUUGGGAUAUCCUACUUCAUCACCAGCCUAAGCUAUGCCAAUUCAUGCUUGAAUCCUUUCUUGUACGCUUUCCUGGAUGACAGUUUUCGGAAAAGUUUCCGGAAGCUGCUGGAAUGCAGAACUUCUUGAACAGGAAGCUGGGGCUGGCAGGUCCCUGCCCUUCCAGGGUUUUUCAGGAGAAACUUUGCAGACUGGAGGAGUGGCCAACGAAUGCACAACAUCCUUUCUUUGGUUUACAUGUAAUGUGUGGUCUGUUUGUAACCCUCAUCAGCAACAGGGUUUGUCCUGCCCAUUUGCAACUCUUGUAUUUCCCCUCUUU
Camarhynchus parvulus is the source of this 1919-nucleotide messenger RNA. It is a transcript of the gene NPBWR2, whose product is annotated as neuropeptides B and W receptor 2. The transcript has 2 exons. Lineage: Eukaryota; Metazoa; Chordata; Aves; Passeriformes; Thraupidae. Bases 686 to 1729 code for a protein of 347 amino acids. Gene Ontology annotation, cellular component: neuron projection; membrane. Gene Ontology annotation, molecular function: neuropeptide binding; neuropeptide receptor activity. Gene Ontology annotation, biological process: neuropeptide signaling pathway. The record is from RefSeq and is a predicted model, not a curated record.